Molecule: messenger RNA, 1833 nt
Organism: Camponotus floridanus (Florida carpenter ant)
Lineage: Eukaryota; Metazoa; Arthropoda; Insecta; Hymenoptera; Formicidae
Exons: 3
Coding region: 103-1833 (576 amino acids)
Source: RefSeq, a predicted model, not a curated record
GAGUAGGUAGGCAAUAAACGGAAGGAGAACAAGACAGAAAGGAGAGACAAGGAUGGGAGAAGGAGACCAGAAAGAUAGCUAGGAACACGAAGACGUGAAUCGAUGUCGCCCACGACUCCGAUACUUUCCGCUCUGCUGCUUUCGUUGAUAUCAGGAUCAACGGAAGGCGGACUGAAGAUGGAUCCCGUUGCGUUGUUGCGACAAACUCUUCGAUAUUGGCGAAAAAUAUACAAGACGUACCACGAGGAGGUGACUUUGGGUUACUGUUGGGCGGACUAUUUGCUCAAGAUAAGCGACGAAUUGUCGACGAAUCUAUCUGUACCGCCGCUCGUCGCGACAGGAGAUCGCGACACGACUAUCGGGGCGACGAAAAGCCAGCGAAAUCCAUUUCCGCAAAAUGCAAUGGCCGAUACGGCGAUGCCGUUUAGAGAAACACAGAAAGGAAAACAUUUGCGGGAAAAACGAUCGCAUACAACGGCGAGAUCCGUUAUUUCGAGGUUCACAAAUGAUUCUGACAAACACCGAAUCGUUUCGACAGUAAAAAUGUUUCAAGAGAUGUGGAUGAUGAAUAUAAUUUUAUCAAUUAUAUCGAAUAAUAAGGAAAGUACAAUUGAUGAAAAUAAGAGAAUUGCAUCAAUGAUUUAUAUUCAAAAGAAACGACAAGCAUUCUCGAUGCCGGAACUUUUCCACGACCAACCAGAGGUUCCGCGCGGUCACGAAUUUUCCUCUCGUGAAAUAUGUUCGGACACUGUUAAUCCGACGCCUAAUCCCAAGGAUGAUGACAAAGUCGGUUUUAAAUUGACAAAUCUCGAGGAGGACACGCAUCGUGAAGUUUUAUAUUUGCAUUCGACGAAUCAUUCUGAUUCUUUUAUUAAAGAUACUUUUGUGCUACGAAAUUUAUUUUUACUCGCAGCUUCCCGAGAAAGAUCGCCCGGCAAUCAUCGAUCUCCCUUUCGACAAUAUCCGCAGUCACGAGAAAGAAAUUCGGAAGUCGAUGAAUUGUUAUCCGAUCCCCGGACACCGGAGGAAGAUCGCGGAAUGAAGAGAGAUCCCGAAGAAAACCACAUCCCUUUGAACGACUACGGAAGCUCCUUGUCAUCGCGUUUGCAGUUGCGGCGGAUAAAUGCGGUCACAGUGCGUUGCACGGAUAUCGUAAAGUUGACGAAUUCCGUCGCAAAUCCAUCGUGCAAUCCGGCGAGAGCGAUAAAUUCAGAGGUACUUCGCCGGAAACCCGAGGAAUUAUCUCGCGAUUCGCUUUUAUUGCCUCGCGAAGAAGUAGUCGCCGCUGAGCGAUCACCCCUUGAAUCUCGAGGAAGCGGAAGAGCUGUUAAAAAGAACGCUUUCUCGCGAUUUAACAAAAUAACUGGGGGAAGCGACGCGAAAAAGCGGCGCUACCAGCAGCCGAGAGUAGAAAAAAAGUCACGGAUCGAGAGGGAUGUUUCAGCGGGAAUGAUACGUCCGUUUUUGCCGAGACUCCAACGAUUGCGCCAACAAAUGCUUUAUAAAAAUCGCCUAUUUUUCCCUAUUCCAACAGUUGAGAUGAGAGCGAGACAGGGCGACGACCGUAUCCGAGCUGCGCCUUCAUUAUCUCGUGUCGGACGAUUUAUAGAGAAUUACGAGAACUCGACAAGCGAAUCUGUUAAAGAUUCAAGAUUAAUCGUUUUGCAAGCUCGUCAAUUAUCUCUGCGUUCGCUUAUUAUCACUGUUUUCAGAACGUUAGGAAUAUUCGUACAGGUCGGUCGUCAGGUUAUAGAUGUCGUUGAAUCAAACGCGAUCCUCGCAUGUACAAAGGAAUAUUUAAUGACUAAAAUCAUUAGAUGGAUUGAUGCGUAA